AAACAACGGUAUUCCACUGCUGAAAGGAAAACUAACAGAAGACAGCUGAUUAAUAUUAUAGCGAAUCUCGAAAACUGUGAUCUUACUAAUCUUUGUUAUACUAAUAAUAUACGUACGCUGUACUUGCGCAACCAGCGCACACGCACACCAGAUUAAUUAAUUAUCUAUUGCGUGAGAAAUGUGAUUUACGAUAGCAAAUAAGUACUUCUUGUCAAGGUCAUUUCCGAAUCAGCUGAUGUUUUGCCAACGCGCUUUUUUUUUUCGAGGCGGACUCAUUUCAUGAAUGCCUGUCUGCAUGAAAUUUGAUAAUGUUCCGUGAAAAUGUCCCAAAGCACUCUUGGGACGCUGAAUCCACACUAAAUGAGUUACGUCGCCAAAAAUAUGUAUAUGUUAAGUUAAAGUUAUUUUUGAAAACGUGUAAUUAUAACAGUACUUGCAGUUUGUGCUGUUGUAGUUGAUCCCGCAGUAUUGAUUUUCCCCAGAAGUGGCUACAUCAUGUGGGCGUACCAGGUGUGUAGAUAGCUGGCUGGCGGGCGGGAUUGGGACGUGUCCGCGAUGAAGAAGGUUCUGAAGUUUGUGACCGGGCGGAAGGACCACGCGUCCACGAACGUGGGGCCGUUCUCCCUGGAGCUGCCGGCCCCGCCGCGGCAGGCGACGCCGAGCGACGAAGACGUCGCAGGGGCCCAGGAGCUAGGUUAUGCCUACAAGAUAGACCUGAGCGGGAAGGACAAGUCCAUCAGCAAGCUGCACAAGGCGGCGUGGCAAGGCAAUUUGGACAAGCUGAAAGUAAACCUCAAGAAGACUGACAUAGACAUACCUGAUAGGUACAAUAGGACGCCUUUGCACCUGGCGGCUUCGCAAGGUCAUUGUAAUGUGGUUUGGUUCCUGAUAGUUAAUAAUGCCAACAUGAACAUUUGUGACAAUGAGGGCAAGACACCACUUCUGAAGGCAAUAGAGUGUGGGCAGACGGAGACGGUGCGGCUGAUGCUGGAGAGGGGCGCGGACAUCAACAUCGUGGACUACAACGGCAACUCGGGACUGCACCUCGCAGCCAAGCACAGCUUCUACGAGAUAGCCUCCAUGCUGUUGAAUAGAGGGGCCAACGAGGACUCGAACAACCUGGGCGAGUUCCCCCUCCACGUGGCCACGCAGUUCGAGCACGACGACCUGAUCGAGCUGCUGCUGAGGUACGGGUCGUCGGUGAACGUGGUGGACCGCGACAACCGCUCGCCCCUCAUGCUGGCGGCCAGGAGCGGCCGCAUGCCCCUGGUGCAGUUAUUCCUGGAGUACGGCGCGCAGAGAGCCGUCAUGGACUCCAACGAUUGGACGGCGGAGGACUACGCGCUGUUUUCCGGCCACGAGGACAUUGCGGCCGAGCUGAAGACGCCUUCGGAAGCUGUGGUGCUGCAUUUCGCUCAGAAGCCUCUGGAGUCCGAGAAGAGAGUCAUUGCCAGCAUCACAGGUGCAGCGAAGAGAUCUGUGUCGGCAGCAUCUCUUCCACCAGGACCGUCCGAAGAGAAGGAUGCAAGCACUUCCAAGAGCAGACCUGACGACACAGAAAACAGUGAUACAUGGAACGACAGCCAGUUGUCCGAGCCCAGCACGGCACAAAAGGGGCUGAAACUGGGACGCUUCCUGCAGCGCACCUCGGAGGACGACGGCAGCGAGGCGAGCGGGGGCAGUGCCCGGGUGGCAGGCGACGACAUCCGCGACACCCAGGACUCCCCCCGCUCCUGCGUCAUCCCCCCGCCCUGCAAGCCCCCGCGCAGCUGGGACCUCAUACAGUCGGGCGUCAUGGACGACCACUCGGAGGGCUCGGAGCCCCGUCGCCGCAGCCUGCUCAUCCUGGGCUCACUGCGGUCCAAGCGAGAGAGCUUCGGGGAACCCCAAAGCGGGGCUGGCUCUCCAGAGCAGCCGCCCCACUGCGUGUGCGUGGAUGUUCCCGGCAGUCCUAGCAAGGAGAGUUCGUCCACCAAGUACGGCGAGAUACAGGUGAAAAUCCUCGGCGCAAACAGGAGUGGGGAGUCAGGACCAAAGUCCAAUGCUUCGAAGUCCGACAGUGACUGGAGCAGCGACGACAGUCUGCCGCUAGACGACGUCGAUAAGGUCGAGGCCGGUGGCCGUCCCGAGUCCAGUGUCUUCCAGCUGCAGGUGCAGCGUGCUCCCGCGGGCGACAAGCGGUUUGACUUCUCCAACGCCCCCACCCUGGAGAAGAGGGGCAGGUUCCUCCCGAGAACACCUUCCAUCGAUCUGACGGACGACGACUUCGAUCCUGUGAGAGACAAGAGCAUCAGGAGCAACGCCUCGCCCGAGCGCGUCGUGACAGAGGCGCUCAUAACGCUGCCUGCCAUAGAGAGAGACAAGGAGUUGUUGAAGGGUUGCUCGAUGGGCAGAGAUGAAACAAUGAUGGGCUACGAUGAGAUAUGGGAAGCAAACGCCCAGCUGCCCGGCAGCCGGCUGCCGUCCUCGGAGACACAGAUGUCCCUGAAGGACGAGCUUGAGGCGGCGGCAGACACUGCAGCGUGCGGUGAGGACGUGUCUGGCGUGGCGGCCCCUGAAGGCAGUCGGCUCACUGCCAAUGCUCUGCCUCUUGAAGAGGACAAACUGCUUUAUCCUUCACCGAGGUUCGGCCAGAAGAUGGAUGACGAGGCGGAUGGCUCCGAAAAAGCAUCAAAAGGAGGCAGAAAGCUGGAAUCCAAGUCUCUGGAUGUCCAGGGAGACAUGGUGGACCACGCGAGCAGAUGCUCGGACGUGCGAACGCAGCACGGCAAGAGGAAACAUGCGCGACAGCAGUCAGUGUCGAUCCUGUCGUGGAGCCGCAGCGAAGAGUCCCAUCAGAAGCCUCCGGAGAGGGUGGAGGCGGUCCCUGCACCGCUGCCGCCCCCAUUGGAGCGCCCGACCAUCGACAGCAAGCGAAUCAGCGCACAGCUGCAAUGCUAUGACGAGGCGCUGCGCGAGCUGGCACAGGUUAAGCUGGUGAAGAAGCACGGCCCAUCUUCCUUGCCGCCAACGCGCAGAGGCUCCGAACUGGCCUUGGGUCCGAAUGACCUCGCCAGCCGGGAGUUGACGCAGGCCGCCAUCGUCCGCAAGCAAGGUUCGCUGUCCUUGCCACGAAACGUAGACCCACCGAGUCUCGAGAGAGCUUCGUCCCUGGGGACCCAGGCUCCUGGUACUUCCUUUUUCUCAGGUAACUUUCCCAGUAAGGAGUUGGCGCACUCGGCCAUAAUCAAAAAGCAAGGAUCUCUAUCGUUGCCUCGCACGUCCGAGGUUCCAGAUCUCACCAAGGCCCAGUCCGUAGAUGUCAGCAAGGAAGGAUACUUGUCUCUGCCUCGUUCUAAUGAACUGAUUGAUCAAGCUUUCAAAGAAAUAGGUAAGUCCUCCGUAAAAAUGAAACGUGGUUCCAGAUCUUUGCCUCGAAACAUAACUCCGGGAGAUAUGAACGCCCAUGCGGAUGCUGCUUCCACCCAGCGAACUAGGAAGGUAUUCAGGACGAGAAGAAGAGCAGAGAGCGAAAGCGAGGUGACCGAUAAGAAAUCAAAAAAAUCGUCGUUGAAGUGUCUUUCAUUCGACUUUAAGUUGAGGUCUUCCAAGUCUGAGGAGUCGAGGAGUGCAGCUUCCAAGUCACAGGAAAAAAUGCAGAAAUUGAACAGUAGUGACAGCAAAGUCAGUCCAAAGCCAACAUCGCCUAAACCAGUAGUACGUAUAGAAGAACCAAUAGAAAAUUUGGAAAAACAAGUAGAAACUUCAGGGAAACCUGCAGAAGACAUGGGAAAACCAUCAGACACCUCAGUUAAAGCAAUGGAAAACCCAGCAGGGAUGCCAAAGAGCAGUAAUGAAAAACCAAGCAUUAGAAAAAAAAGAAAGAUCUUACUUGCCAUGAGAGGUCUGAUUGCACCAAAUCUUAAAAGUUUCAGUGAGAGCAUUUCUCAGAACGAAGGCUCUGCGGAGAGUUCCUCCGUCGACGAGCAUCCGUUCUGGCUGAGUAUAGAUCGAUCCAGCGGACUGGAGCGACAAGGCACCGUGAUCGAACGCUCAGAGUUCGAGCUGGUGGCAAACAGCACCCUGGAAGAAGCAGAGAGAUCAGGCGAGCCACCCGGUCAUUUGAGCGAACGAAUAGAGGAAGAAGAACAUCCGCUGUCCCCAGACUCUCAGGAGAACAGAAUCAUUCGAGAAGCCCUCAAGGGUUUACCGUCUGCCAUUGUAGACGAAGUGAGUCCAGUCGUAGACUUCACGGCAUCUGGAAGUGUGGAGGGUCUGGUUGGUGAAGGCGGCACUGGGACCAGAGAGAAGUCAGUCUCUCACCCUGUACCGGCCGGAUCACAAGGCAGUGGUGUCGCGCAGGAGAGUGCAGGGAGACCUGCGAUUGGCCUGACUGAGCUGACGGAAGUCACGGAGGACGAGUUCCCUCCAGAAGCAACAGCAGCAGAAACUUUACCAAACAACCAUUUUCAAGCAGACGUCACUUUCCACGCAGGCCCGGAGUUCCCACUGCCGCCUUCAGACCUGGAGAGAGUGCUUUUCCUGGAAAACAUCCCAGAAAUAGUCAGCUCUGGCACGGAAAACAGAGAGUCAAAGUCAACAAGCCAGCCUUCGUCAGUUCUGACUGAUUUCUAUGAAGAGCAGAGGAGUCCGCUGAACCUGCGAGACACGCCGAGCGAUGCCGACAGCGGUGCCUCGCUCAACGAGAUCACGCCGCAGCACGAGUAUUCCCUGAAGGCCCACCAGGUGCUGCUGAGGAAGCACCUGCACGCGGCCACGGAGGAGAAGGGCCGGCUGGAGGAGGCGGCAGCGCGGCUGGGCGAGCGCGCCGACCACCUGCAGUACGAGCUGCGCGAGGCGCGCGAGGCGGCGCGCGGCACGGACCAGGUGGUGGCCGUGCUGCAGGGCCAGCUGGCGGGCCUCGAGGCGCGCCACACGGCCGCGCUGGACCAGCUCCAGCGGUGCCGGCUGCGCGCCGCCAACCUCGACCAGGAGCUGAGACACCUGGGGGACGUGUGCUGCCAGCACGAGGAGGAGAAGACGCAGCUGAAGAGCGCGCUGCAGCUGAAGGAAGCAGAGCGGCUCGGCCUGGAGAAGGCUCUGGCCGCGAAGCUGGAAGCACCCGCCCCGGAACUGCAAUGGCAAUUGCAGGAGCGCGUGGAGUCGCUGGAGGCGGACAGAGACGGCCUGCGCGCGGAGAACGCCCGGCUGCAGGAGACGCUGCGCGAGACGGAAGCCAGGCUGCAGGAGACGCUGCGCGAGACGGAAGCCAGACUGCAGGAGGCGGCCCGCAGGACCCAGGAGCUGGCCAGGGAGAAGGCAGAGCUGGGGGUGCAGCUGGGAGUGGAGAUGGCCGGCGUGCGGGAAGAGUGCAGCAAGUGGCAGGGCAUGUACGAGAGCGCGCAGCAGAGACUGCAGGCGUGCGCGAGCGGGGCGGAGGCAGGGCCGUGCGAUGCUUGCGGGGGCGCGGGGCGAGCCCUGGAGGCCCACCAGCUUGCCUCCACCUACAGAGAGGAGCUCAAGGACAUCCUAGAGAAGGUGGCGCGGCUGAAGGAGACCGACUCCACCGCCUGGCAGCACAAGAUACAGGAGGAGGUGAGCAGCGCGGUGGCAGAGCUGCGCGGGGAGUACGACAAGGUGGAGGGCCUGCUGAGCCGCCACAACGACGCCCUGGAGCAGCGGGUGGGCAAGCUGCAGGGCGACCUGGAGGAGGCGAGGCGGCGCCAGGCCGUCACGGACGCCGAGCUGGCCGAGGCUCGCCAGCUGUCCGAGGAGCUGGCCCACCUGCGCGAGGUCUCCGCGGCCGUCGACGAGAUGCGCGUCGUCAACGGCGAGCUGAGGGCGCAGCUGGGCCGGGCGGAGGACGCCGUGCUGCGGCGCGACGGCGAGCUCCGCAUGAAGACGGAGCACCUGGGGCGACUCGAGCGCCUCGUGGCCGAGCAGGCGCGCGCGCUCGAGCGGGCCGACAGCACCCGGCGGCGCAGGAGCCGCUCCUUCGACUCCGCGCACCACGCUCGCGUCGGGGACCUCGCCGACGCCUCCGCCCAGACCGCCGACAUACCCAUCCUGCUGCUGCCCCCCGACGGGGAGGCCCCGGAGCCCGUCGGGCCGAGGCAGGCGGCCGGGAGGAGGGAGCUCGUCGACACGGCGUCGCAGACGCACGACAUCCUCGUCAUCUCCUCGGACGGCAACGAAGAACCCUUCGACUACCUGCAGGAUGAAGAGAGGCUCGUCUCGAGCGAGGAGCUGGUGAUCCGGCUGCGCAAGGACAACGAGGAGCUGCAGGACAUACUGGAGCACAAGACGGACCAGCUAAAGCAGAUGGUGGAGAAGACAAAGUCCCUGGUGAAGCACAACGAGCGCAUGAAGAGCCAACUGAACGAGUUGAAGAGCAAGCAGGUGGCAGCGGCUGGAAGAACUGACAAGGAAACGCUGACAGAAGAGUUCCCUGUGAGAGGAGAUGGGCAAGAUGGUUUGGCUGGUUCUUGCAGAUACAAGAAAGUAGACGACUAUCAUAGAACAGGGGACAUUACAUCUAGUCAUUGUCAGGUGGAAGAUAACUUGCUGGAUAAGCUACGAAUGGAGAAUAAAACACUGAGAGACACACUCAACCAGUUGCUCUCAGAGACAGGCUUGCAGAUCGAGAAGCAGGGUGAUCUCUCGACGCCCGUGACCGUGUGCAUGGUGCUCGGAGGACCGCCCAUGAGGCAAGAUGUACAGCAGAACGUGCGAAUGAAGGAUUGUGGCACUUGGCCGUGCAUCGCCCAGCAGACGGGUAGAGCCGUGUGCUCCGAGUCCGCAAGUCCUACGUGCGAGAGCGUAAGGCGGUCCGCGAGCUGCUGCGAAGCCGCGAACUUCACGUACGGCUCGGUGCCGUGCGAGAAGGAGCGGCGCAGGAAGCGCGAGUCGAAGGAGCUGUCUUCGCCGGCGGACUCGCUGAGCGACGAGGCGCCCUCGAACGUGAUAGAGGUGCAGGUGAGCGUGCACCGCGACGGAGAGGUGGACAGCGCGCCCAGCAGACCCAGCAGUCCUCUGUCGUCGGGCGACGAGCUCCGUGGCAGGAGGGGUGCGGGUUGUGCCCCAGUUCCCGCCAAGUCCCGCCUGGCCAGGGUGAGUGCAGACCCCACUACCUUUGUGAGAUGCCAGUAGCGAGUGCGACACCAAGUGAUGAAUGAGAAUGGAGCAGAGAUGGAAUGGAGAUGAUGUGAGAA
Bacillus rossius redtenbacheri is the source of this 7190-nucleotide messenger RNA. RefSeq lists its product as uncharacterized. Bases 556 to 7128 code for a protein of 2190 amino acids. The record is from RefSeq and is a predicted model, not a curated record. Gene Ontology annotation, molecular function: protein binding. Lineage: Eukaryota; Metazoa; Arthropoda; Insecta; Phasmatodea; Bacillidae. The transcript is spliced from 16 exons.